CCCACAGGCCCUGCCCUUGCUCCCCUCCUGCUGGCCGUACUACUGGGUGGUGUGUCACAGGCUGCCAAGAUUGUGGGCGGACGGCCUGCAGAGCCCCACUCUCGGCCCUACAUGGUGUCGCUGCAGCUGCGGGGGGUCCCCAGCUCCCACUUCUGUGGGGGCACCUUGAUCCACCCCAGAUUUGUGCUGACAGCUGCCCACUGCCUGCAAAAACAGGACCCCACUCGCGUGAGCGUGGUGCUGGGGGUGCACGACCUGCAGGCCUCCGAGCGCAGCCAGCAGCGGUUCACCAUCCUGCACAUGUUUGAGAACAGAUACGACCCAGAUGAGCACCUCAACGACGUGCUCCUCCUGCAGCUGGACCGUCCGGCCGUGCUCGGCCCCGAGGUGGCAGUGGCCCCGCUGCCGCAACAGGACCAGGCGCUGCCCCACGGCACCCAGUGUCUGGCCAUGGGCUGGGGGCGCCUGGGCACCCACAUGCCCAUACCGCGGGUCCUUCAGGAGCUCAAUGUCACCGUGGUCACCUUCCUGUGCCGGCCGCAAAACGUGUGCACACUGGUCCCCCGCCGAGCCGCGGGCAUUUGCUUUGGGGACUCCGGUGGCCCCUUGAUCUGCGAGGGAGUCCUUCAGGCCGUUGACUCCUUUGUGAUCCGAGAGUGCGCCUCCCGCCAGUAUCCAGAUUUCUUCGCCCGCGUGUCCCUCUAUGUGGAUUGGAUCAACUCCAUUCUCAAUAAAGGGGUGUGA
Elephantulus edwardii (Cape elephant shrew) is the source of this 744-nucleotide messenger RNA. RefSeq names its product proteinase 3 (gene PRTN3). The record is from RefSeq and is a predicted model, not a curated record. Gene Ontology annotation, biological process: proteolysis. The coding region runs from base 112 to 744 and encodes 210 amino acids. The transcript is spliced from 5 exons. Gene Ontology annotation, molecular function: serine-type endopeptidase activity. NCBI's taxonomy places the organism in Eukaryota, Metazoa, Chordata, Mammalia, Macroscelidea, Macroscelididae.